Molecule: messenger RNA, 22885 nt
Organism: Pelobates cultripes (western spadefoot toad)
Lineage: Eukaryota; Metazoa; Chordata; Amphibia; Anura; Pelobatidae
Source: the annotation of a GenBank genome assembly
GUUCACAAUGCUCUGUGACUGCAUGAGCUAUGGCUCACUGAAAUUACUUAACCUGGGUUCCCCACUACAGAGCCAGAGAGGGUAUCAUUGGUACACUGCAUACCCUGUCUGCUAUAGCUUUAAAACCUAAAUAAAUAAAAUACUUGGAAUCUGAUAUACUCAGAACAACUGAACUACUCCUUGUCCAUUCUGCACCCAUCAGGGAUACAUAGAAGGUCCUGAAGUUCUAGAGACGCCGAUAAAUGGACUUGCACUGCUAGAAAAACACACAAGGAGCAUGGAUCAGUAUAUCCGAAGGUUAAAGCAAGAACUGGUAAGAAAGCACUCCUAAAUGGAGACAACUGUGAUUUCCUAUUUUUUGAACUCCAUUUCCCAUGAUGCUCAGCCUGCCCAAAAGCUAACUGAACACCAUAGGGAAUGAAUUCCAGAAACAUGUGGGGGACCGAGGAUGCCCAUCUCCGGUAUAGAGUUGGUGAGGUAAAUAUGCAGUUUUCUGUAAGGUUAACUACAUUGAUACAAAAUAUCACACAGUUACUUAUUAUCCACCGGGAUUUUAUAGGACACUGAACUGAUAUCAAUCUAUGGGCCAUCAGACUGCCCAUAUAUUGAGUACAAUGAAUUUACUAUUUGAUGCUGAUUAGGACAAAUGCAUUUUGUUUGUUUUUGUUUUGUUUUUAACAUAUUUGAUGGGUAAAAUCCAUGUUUAGUGUUUGGCGAUUGAUUGUUAAAACUAAAAUAUUUUUUUCUUUUACACAUAAUUAGACAUGUCACAGCACAUGAAGGAUAGUACAUAGGCAAAUAAAAUUACAAAACAUUUUUAUUGAUACACACAUGGUCUGAAUGUUUAAAUAAAGAGGUGGGAAUUACUAAAUACUGACAUUUAAAACUGUCUUGCACAUCAGGGGAUUGGCAUUAACCAUAUAUAAUGCCUGAAUAGUAAACAUCACUAGCCACUUGUUGGCUUUAGCAUUCAAAUGGUUAUUCAGAGUAUUUGUUUCAGAAAAAUAUAUAAUUUACCAGAGGAGAUGCAGUCACAUGUCUUGUGUGCAUGCUGGGGUCUGUCAGUGUUCGUGUCAAAAUCUCAAGGAUUCUUAGUUUGUAAUAUAUGGGCACAAUGGAAGCAUCACACAGUUUCAUUGGGGUACUUCUAAAAACAACUUGCAAAAGCUGCAGAUCUCUUGCUCCCCCAUCCCAGACUUUCUGUUUCUGUCCAAUCACAGAUUUAUAAUGCAGCUCAAUGAGAAUGCUUUGCAAGGUUAGGUGCUCUGGGCAAUUGCUGCCUCUUGAGUUUAGCUCAACUGAGCUAACCAAAUCAGGAAGUAAGGACCAGUUUUCUAAUUGACAGAAAGGAGAAGUUUAACCCCUUAAGGACCAAACUUCUGGAAUAAAAGGGAAUCAUGACAUGUCACACAUGUCAUGUGUCCUUAAGGGGUUAAUAAGGUUAAUUUAUAAAAGAUUAUAUUUUUAUUCAAAUCUGAACUGUUGGUAAAAAUGCAAAAAAAUUACAGUCUUCAUACAUGAAACACUCCAGCAAGCAAGCUAAAAUGAUUUAUAUGUCUGCAUUGUUCUUUUAAACUAUGUCCCAGUGUAUUUGGUGCCUUCUGAUUUAGUUUGCUUUUUUUUAUUUAAGGAAACAGUAACAUGUUGACCUGAUUUUGUUUUAUGUGAGGAAGUGAAAAAAAUAUUUGUUUUCAUUUCUAAUAGUUUCGAAAUUAUAUGCAAUAUUUUCAUGAAAAUAAUGCUGCAUUUUUAAGGUUAUUCAGUGUGAAUCGUCGGGAAUUCAAAGUGAAUUUCAAAGUCAGCAAUGUUUUCAGUUCAAUUAUUAUAACCUAAAAUGUAAAUUCACUAACAAGGUUAUUAACUGACGUCCACGUUUUGACAAUGAAAUCUCAAUAUUAAAACUUGAGCUAAAAUAGACAAGCUGUGACCAUAGUGGAGUCAGAGUUAGUCUCCAUGUUUCCAUUUGGAUAUAAUCUACUAAAAAAUGUAAUUGAAUUCCCAACCAUUCACGGUUUAAGAAAUCACCCUGGGUGUGUUACAUCUUCCUCCAGACAUCACGGGCAAUGUGAAUACCUUCAAUCAGGGUGAUUCACUAAAGUUAGAAUUCACUAAAGUGAAUUUCAAAGUUAAAGGACCACGAUAGGAACCCAGACCACUUCAGCUUAAUGAGGUGGUCUGGGUGCCUGGUCCAGCUAGGUUUAACCCUUUUUUCUAUAAACAUAGCAGUUUCAGAGAAACUGCUAUGUUUAUAUUAGGGUUAAUCCAGCCUCUAGUGGCUGUCUCAUUGACAGCCGCUAGAGGGCUUCCGCGCUUCUCACUGUAAUUUUCACAGUGAGAAGAUGCCAGCAUCCAUAGGAAAGCAUUGUGAAUGCUUUCCUAUGGACUGGCUGAAUGCGCGCACAGCUCCUGCCGCGCAUGCGCAUUCAACCGAAGAGGAGGAGAGGAGGAGGAUAACUCCCCGCCCAGUGCUGGAGAAAGAGGUAAGUUUAACCCCUUCCUCCCCCCAGAGCACGGCGGGAGGGGGACCCUGAGGGUGGGGGCACCCUCAGGGCACUAUAGUGCCAGGAAAACAAGUAUGUUUUCCUGGCACUAUAGUGGUCCUUUAAGGUCAAAAUAGCUGAACUGUAAGAAGUUAUGCUUGCUAUUCAGUUACUCUGGCCUUUAAGGGAAACUGUAGGCACCCAGACAAUUCAUUGAAGUGGUCUGGCUGCAACGUCCCUCUCCCCUUAACCCUGCAAUGUUAAUUAUUGCAGUUUCUGAGGAACUGCAAUAAUUACAUUGCAGGGUUAAGACUGCCACUGGUGGCUGUCAAUCAGACAGCCACUAGAGGUACUUCCUGCUUGUUAGGCAACUUUUGGUCACCUAGUAAGUAUUACAGCAAUGAUUUCCUAUGGGGAGGGCCUAAUGCGCUUGCGGCCCUUGCUGCCUGUGCAUUAACCCAACCCCCUGGUGAUAUCGGAGGAGGCGGAGUUCAACCAAAGCACCAAGUGAGUUCAUUGGAAUUGAGUAAGGGAGGGGGGAGGCACAAGGGAGCAGCUGGAAAUUAAACUUUGUAUUCCUAGUACUAUAGUCUCCCUUUAAAUUUAAAAUCCCCUUUGAAUUCAGUCUGAAUUCUCAGUGAUUUUGGAAAGCAAUAUGUGUGCAUACAUGCAAUGAAACCACCAGUACAGAAAUCAGAGAUUGGAGUACAUGCAGGAAUAUUGAAUUGCUACACUUCAAGACGCAAACCAGUUGUACACACUUGUCUCUUUACAGAUGUGUAGAGUGAUAAGUCGUCAUGAUUGGGGACAUAUAAUGACUUGUGGCCAAAGUUCAAUAUAUGUCGUUUUCAGUAAUGCUGUAGUAUUCUGUAAUUUAAAAUCGUAUAAUCUUAUUUAGUCAGAUUUCUUUUCUGCUCAGGAAGGGAGAGAUUUUAAUUUCAUAAGCAUUUUAGAAAAACCUAGAACAUGAAAAUGGUUUCAGCUGUUAGUGCACUUUGAGAAUUCAGUUUCAAUAAUUUAAAUCACUUAGAGCUCAAGCACUGAAUUAUUUAAUUGAACCACAUUUUGAAACUUGUAGUGCAAAGAACCAAGAUGCCGCCAAAUUAAGUUUCAGUUUCCCAGAACGUAGAGCAAAGAGAGAGGAGGGAGUACAGACCAGUUUUUUUCUGAUAUCACUGGUUCUUCACUACAAAAUGCAGAGGCCACAAAAUGCGCCAGAGACAAUGUCAAGCACUAGUGUUUGUCAUUGUAGGAUACAUGGUAAGGGUAGGGGGAGGUAUUGGUCCAUACGGGACAUAUAUAGUAAUUUUACAUGGUUAUUCAUAAAGUGUUAAAUGUUUGAAUUCAAUGUGAAUAUAAGAUGAAUUUCAAAUUUUACGCCCAAAGAGCUAUAUUGGAAACAUACCUGAUUUUAAAUAAAUAAAAUAAAAAUUACAGUUUGGCUAUUCUGCCCUAAAAUGUUAAAUUCAUAUGUAUUCACAACAAUUUACACUGAGAGGUUUAUGCACUUAACACAGAAUUGAGGUAAAUUGAAAACUGAAGUGCAAAAUGCUGGCAAACGUAGCCAGGCUGUGGCUAUAGAUGAAUGGGAAGAGGUUUCCAAGCCAGCUACUUUGGUAAUUAUUUUUAAAAAAUGUCAAUGUACCACAACUCACUGUUUAGUGAAUAAAUCCCUUCUAGUCUCAAACUCAAUGGUCAGUUUAGAAGUAUGUUCAUCUGGGCUUUCUCUAUAACAGGGGUUCUUAACUUCUGGGCCAGCACCUGAAGUUCAUAAAUUCAUUUCCCAAUGCUAUUUCAGGUGGUCCCUACUAGUUAGAAUUAGAACUUCAAAUUCGCCAGACUACAGGAAAUGGCCCACUAAAAUUGGUUACUGUUGCAUCAGCAUCUUUCAAGAUAGAAAGAGGAAGUCUUUGAUAUUGGGAAGAAUCUAAUGAAGGUGUUUUGUGUUUUUUUUUUUAAUAUAUAUAUAUUAAGAGAGAGAGAGAAUGUAAGCUCGUUUGAGCACGGCCCUCAACACCUUCUGUUCCUGUGAGUCCAUUUCGUCUUAUUGCAAAUACAUGUCUGUUAGUCCAACUUUUGUACAUUUGUUGUGUUGGCGUUUUAUAAAAAAAAAAAUUAUUUAUAAUUUUAGAAUAGAUCACCAAGCUCAUUUUGAAAAGAAAUAUGGGUUGCCAAGCUACUGAUGUCUGACUGGUAGGCCAUUGGUUCCCUUUUAAAAAAAGAUUAAACUUACCUCAUGACUAGAACACUUUACUAUGCUAAUAUGCUUUAAGUUCUAUUAUAGUCUGCAAAAAUGUUCAUCUUAUGGAAAAACAACAUGGUGGGACUUCAUAAACACUUUAUAAAUUACUAGUAAAUAUAUAGAUAGAAUAUUAUUUUGGGCUAUAUUUAAAGGGCAUUGUUAUAUUGAGCUAAAUAGCACACAGGCUACCAUGUUUCCCUGGACAUGUAUCACCUGUUUUUGAUCAUGGACAGUUGGCCCCCAGCAGCACCCUAAUUUAGCAUGUGUAGGUGAGUGCAGCCAAACCCUUAUUUUCUCAUAUAUGGUGAUGGACAGUACAUGAAAUGUGUUGCCUUAAAGUGUAUUCAAUCCAUAUGCUACAGGAAGGAAACAAAUUAACUCAUCAGGUUUCCUUUCGGUAGCAUGUGAAUAAUUCUUUUCACAUUGAUUUAUUUUUUAUUUCCUGCCCAGCAGCUUGAAGAAGUGAUGUGUAUCCAGGAAACCAUAAUAGAUCUGGCAACACUUACGGCAACUCAUCACCCUUUUCAUUACCUAUAUGCUUCAAGUCACAACUGCAAAUCUAAAUGUAAAAUGUCAAACCUGUAAAAUAGGCUAACCAUGGCUGGCUGUGGGAACUAGGUUAAGAUGUCUAUGAUUAGGUUCUUUGCUGUAAACGUCCACCUGUUCUGCUCUGGGUUGGACAAGAGAGCCAUAGUCUAGAGUAAAUCAACACACACUGACAGAACAUUCUAUGCCUAUUGAGAUAAAACACAACAGCUGUUAUAGCUGGAAUUCCUGCACACAAUAACACCACUGAGAAUAUGUUGCAAGUUCAAUGCAUUGAUGACUCUCCCACUAUAGAAAUAAAGGCAUCUGAUCAUUAAAUGUUUGUUCCCCCUCCUCCCUACUUUCAAUGAUCUGUUGUGGGAAGUUUAUGACUGCUUGUUAUGAACCCAUCUGUCUUGCAUGAACAGUUCAAAAGGAUCUUAAAUGGAAUGUUCUACGGCCAAGAACAUAGGUAAUAGUAAACCUUAAAGGAACAUCUGUGUUUAAAUGCAGGGCUGUCAUCAGCAUGUGGCAACUGGUGUGUUGCACCCAUGAUGCUUUGAGAGAUCGGUAAAUCUGGCAUUCUAGGUGCUGCUUGCUGCAACUCCCAUGAUGUCAAGCCAGCCUGGCGGCAGGCAUAGUCCACUUCAAAAUGCCAACUAUUGAUGUUACAGUAGGUUUUCGCAGCGUGGCAUGGUGCUACAUUCUAUGUCCAGGAAUAUGUCUGUUAGUGUGUAAAGAUGGACUGUCAAAAAUUGCAGUUUGCUCAUUAAACAAUUUAAACCAUAACAACUAUUAAAAAAAAACACCCAGAUAAAUAUGGCUCAAAACUACCAACAUUUCACAGUGAUAUCCAUACUUAUAUAUAAAGAUAGAGUCCAUUUGCAAGCCUUUUUAUAUUUAAUGACAUACCAUCAGAAACCAAACACUGGUGGACAUGCUUCCUGCCUUGUGACAUCAACAAGGAGCAGAGUCAAGAUUGAUGGAUAGUGGGUGUGAUAAGUAAUAAUUGUAAUUUAGCAGAGGCUUGGAGAAAACUCUGAAUGCUAAAGAUGCUGGGCAAUAGCUGUUACCUGGCUGAGCAUGCUGGGAGUUACAAUCUCACACUAUCCAGUGGACCCAUAACCUAUUGAACCCAUGCCUACAGCUGAAUUCAUACUUGUCUGCCUGUGAUGCAUUUAUGAUCCUUCUGAGAGUCACAUGUUUUUAGAAAACCUCCUGACUCUGCUACUGUAACUACCAGAUUUGCGUUGAUAGAGGUCAUAUGAUAUAUCUCACAUUCAGUGAGUUAUCUGUCAGUUUACAAAGGUUAAGGGGUUUAUUCACUAAAAUCACUACAAACAGUGCCUUGUGGACUAUUGAGAACGACACUGCAAAACGUAAGAUUCAAGUUAGAAAACAAAAAAAAUCUCCAAUCUAGCCAAUUUGUCACUCUCUUUUCUACUUUUUUUGUUUAAAAUAAAAGAGCAGAGCUAUUCACUAAACUGAGAAUUCAAAGUACAUUUAAAAUUUAAGGUCACAAUAGACACUCAUGCUUUCAGUUAUUUUGGCCUCAAGAAAGUCUGGAUUCUUUUUUUUUUUUUUUUUUAAUAUUCCAGCAGUUUUUGUGAUACAAUUUAGUUUUUUUAUUUACAUAUACUGGGUUUUAUAGUGACCUUUGAGAUGGGUUAGUGGCUAUGGGGUAACUAUCCAGUAAAUGUGCCUUUAGCAAGAGUUCCCCCACAGUGCCCUUUCCCACAUCCCCCAGUAUAAUGUCCCACAAUUGCCAUGGUGUCACCAUACAACUCUCAAUGCAUCUUCCUACAUUUCCCCAGUGCAUGUCGCCACUCACACAAACUGGUUCUUGGGUGGGUGUGCGCAUGUCAGUCAGUCAGGAUUUUCCACACUAAAGACAAUAUGAAACGAUCUAGGUAUAUAUAUUUUUUUUUUUCUUACCACUUACUCUGAAUAUUGUGUAUUGCAAAAGGCUUUUGGCAUUUUAUGCUAAAUCAUGCAAAAGCCACACCUGGAUAGGGCAUGAAGGGUCUACAUAAGAAAUGUAAAAAAAAAAAAAAUUUGAGUGAUUUUUAAAAAAAGAUUUUUAUGGCAUGAUACUUAAGUUGCCGGUGGCAAGUGAAAAUGUUGAGCCCUGCUAGUAUCAAAAAACCUCUUGCUCCUUAAUGAUUGUAGAACUCUACAUGAGUAAAGUAACCAAAUACAGCAGAAAUAUUACAGAAACCAAGAAAUUUAGAACAAACCGCUUUUAAAGCUCUCUAUCCUUUGUUGAACAUGUAGAGGUGAUGAACAGGCUCUGGCAUGCCCUGCAGUUCCACAGCAGUGUCGAAGCUACUCUGGAUUUGCAUACAGUAUGAGGGGCUUAAUUAACUCUCCAUGUCUCUAGAGAUUUGCAUAAAAAAGAAACAGAUCAUUUCCACCAAAAGCCUACUCGUCAUCAAGUGACAGUAAGAAGGCCUGCAUUCUUGCGGCUCUCACCAAGUAGACGGAUUUACUAUCCUGCAAAUAUUUUUUUGGAGCCUCCAUCCCCAGGAUAAAUCCCAUUCGGUCAGGGUGGUUAAUUUGUUUUAAUUUUUUAAUAUGUAGCAAGACAAGGAACAGCUCACUUGGGCCUGUAGCCCAUGUUAGUCUCUCCUCUUCCCCCCCAUGCUCCUAUUAGGGGGGCUGUAAAGUUAAAAAGAAACAACCCACAGUUUAAAGAAAUGUAUUUUAUAUAAUGCUUUAAAGCAGGGGGAUAAAAUAUAGAUCCCUAGAUAAAACUUCUUGUAUGUCCUAAACAGCUGGGGCCAUUCCCCGCUUUAGAAGAGCUAUUGUGGCAUUUAAAGUUAGGUAUUACUCAAUUCCAGUCAUAGAAGUGUGCAAGGAGAGAGCUCGCUGUGUACACACAAACGCAGGGCCCAAAUGUCCCCCUGUUUAGGUACAUAUGAACAUUUUUGCAUUGUCUUGGCUUAGGUUGUUAUUUUAUAUCUAGAGGCACCUAAUUUCGUUAAAGAAUUUUUUUUACCACAGAAAACUUUUUUCUCUGGGUGAAUGGCCUAAUGUACCCUUGAGUUUAUUGAGCCAGUGCUUGGUGUGAAACAUGGCCAGCCUGGCAUUGUAUAUUGAACUAGCAUUUGUUCCAGUUUCACUUUUUGUAUUACACUUUUUUCAAGUGCAACUUGAAUUCACUCCUUUCUUAUAUUUUCCCUAUUUCGGGCAAUCCAACAGUGCAGUCGCAGUCUGGCUGUAGUUGGUAAUUACAUGUAAAGGUCUGUGGACUCCAAAUGUUUACAGUGCCUAGAAAAGAGGAACAUUAGGGCAGGAAUGUUGGACAGAGGGAUUUUUUUAUUAAAUGUGGAUACUCUGUAGGUAGAGGUGAAUAUACAUUUGCAAUAAUCUAAUUGUAUUGAAUUAUUUUCCAUCAUGAGGUUUUAAUGCAUAAUUAUUUACCACCAAGUUUCUUUAACUGACAUUAAAAAGUGUCCCUAAAUGGCAAAUGUGAAAAGUUGUUCCUCUAGGCAGGACUGAAAGACAGAGACUGCCACGUGAAAUUCAGGACAACGUGCCACAAUGAUUUAAAUGAGAGACUGAAACAAUGGCAGUAGCCUCAACACUGUACAGCUUCACAUCCUGAGGAUAUGCUUAGCUUUGCCUUAAAAAAAAGCAGCUCUGCAAGAACAGCUUUGCAGUACAAUACAGAAAAAAAGGAACCUGACCCCUUUUCUCUGGAUUACGUAAAUGGAAAUCUGAUCUAAGUUUGCUGGAAUGAUGAGAAAAAUCCAUUUUCCGAUGCUUGGGAAUUAAGUACUGUACGUUCCUUAGUACUGCACAUUUUUACAUGCACAAAUAUGACAUCUCAAUCUAACCAUAGGCCAUUCUUGAAGCCUCUGCAAACAUCUGCUUGCAUUCUGUCUUGCAAAUUAGGUUAUCUGAAAUAUGUUAUAACAAAAUGUCAUGUACGUUUAGGCCUGGUCCGUGAGGUUUAUUCACUAAACACUGUGUUAUGGAGAAUUCAAAAUUUUAGUAUCGUAUUUACAUUUUACAAUUGUUUUCAAUUUAUUAUAAUUUGGUGUUAAGCAAAUAAGGCCGAGAAUAUUGAGGAACCAUUCUCUGUAAAGCAUUUUCCUGUCACAGAUGUUGGGAAUGUUCUCAAAUGAUGCAAUGUUAAGAGCCUCCGCACUUCUAAAUAUAACAUUUCAUACAAGCUAUAAAUGAUGUAUUAUAACACUUAUGUCUAACAUUUUAUGGAGAGGCACAUAUGCCAUUCAUAAUAAAAAUUUUAGCGUGUGAGUAAAUCUGUGCCAUCACUCAAUAGAGUUGUCUAUUGUGUUAGGAUGACUAGGAUGACGUGUAGGACAGGAGUGCCCAAAAAGUAAAUUCCCCAGACGUUCUAAAACUAGAGCUCCUGUGAUGCUUUGUAAUUCUAAAGACAUUCUAAAAAUGCAUGCAAAGUAUCAUGGGAGUUGGAGUUCUACAACAUCUGGAUAUCAGCUUACGGGCAGGGCUCUCUCUACCUCUUGUAUUUGUCUGUGUAUAUUUUACGUUUCUCCACUAAUUGUACAGCGCUGCAGAAUCUGUUGGCGCCUUAUAAACAGCAGUAAUAAUAAAUAAUCUGGGGAAUAUACCUUUUGGAUACCCCUGGUGUAGAGCAUAGACAUGUUUAAACAAACUGCACUUAUUCUAAAAUACAGGACAUUUCAACCAAUAUGCACAUGCUUCACCUGCACUUAGAAUGUGCAUGUGGAUGGUCUUGAUUAACAACCCUGCUGAGCAGCCAGUUUUUCAAUCACCCUAUUGAAUGAAAUGCACUUAUUGUAAGUGGCCAGAUCAGUGAUGCCAUUUUUGUGACUGGCACACCCACCAUCCCCCUUCCUCUUUUGGUCUCAGACCUGCCAUACAUGUCUGAUCUGUAAUCAUAUGCUGAGUAGGUAAAAUUCAUGUAUUUCAUAUUUUAAAUAGUUAGAGAAGGAAACAUUUUGUUUUAGAAAGUUUAACUGGCGUAGCUUAGUAAGUGUUUGAGACCUUCCCCACCAAGUUACAGUGGGAAGCGACAAAUAUAAAAUAUCUUUAUUUGAACUAAAUCCAUGAAAUUAAACAGAAGGUGUGAAGGCACAUUUAUGGGCGCUGUAGAACAGUGUAUUGAAUCUGUUUGCAAUAUUAUCUGCCAUCAUUGCUUUGAAGUAGUGCACAUGGUGUUUUUUUUUUUUUUUUUAAAUCUUCCUAUUGACUACACUAACUCUUUUCAAAUUCCUGGAAUUUUACUAGCUGAAGACUGAUGUUCUGCAAAACCGUACAAAUAAAAAGAACAUGUUGGGAAUUAGAGAUGGUCACGCAAAAGACUUCUUCUGCAUUCUGAUCAAAACAUUCCUAAUUUUAAUAGGUGACCACUUUUACUUUCUGUGAAGGUGUUAAUAUUUGGUGAAGGGAAGUGAGGAGAGAGAGUGAUUUUAUCCUAUGAUUUCACACACUGGUUGGUGUGUGUGUGUCAACAACAGCUGUUCUUUACCGUUUUCUUCCUUUCUCAGACUGUUUUGGUUUCCUGCAAAAACAUCUGGUUAAUUGAUAUACAUUCACAUAGAAAAAAGCUGCUCUAAUAAGAGGACAUCUGGACCACAUUUCAGUCACAUCCUCCAGCCAAAGUAUCUCUUUAUUAAUCUAUCAGUGUCUCCCAUUUACCCCUUCAAUUUUUCUUUUUGACAGAGAAUAAAAACAAGUAUUGAACUUUUUUUCGACGUAGAAAAGUUGUUUCUAACAGUGUCUGAAAACUAGGUGCAGUUAGCACAGUGAAAAUUACCAAAACAACGAUUUGAGGAAACAGAUCUUUAUAGAUAUCAUAUAUAAUAUAUACAAUAGAACAUUCCAGGGUUACUCACUACAGUGAGAAAUAAAAGUGGGAAUAUAAAAAUUUACACCAAAGUAGCUAAUUAGAAGAAGUCUCAAAGACAUUUUUGUUUUCAGUUUGGCUACAUUUGCCUUAAAUUUGUAAUCAAUUUUAGUGAAUUCUCUCAAUUCUCGCUUCAGUGAAUAAACCAUGAUUGACUGCAAAGCAUUUUAUUAAACAUGCUCACAUCCUGCUGACAAAAUCGUUAUUGAUUUUUUUCAAUUUUAUUCCAUGGUUAAACUUCCUUGCUAGAUGUUAUAUAUUUUAUGAUCUUUUAUUUCGGGUCAGGAAAUCAUACAAAAACAUGUGGUAAUUAUUAUUUUUAUCUUUAUUUAUGAAGUGCCUGACGUUUUUGCAGCUCUGUAAAAUGGGUGAAUUAAAAACAUGGAGGAGCUACAGAUGAGCAAAAACCCUAAUAAAAAGAAUGCAUUGCAGUGUCCACGAGCAUAAAAUCUGGAAUGUGUAACACUUUUAUACAAAGUGCAGGGUAAGAUGUCUAUUCUACACAAAAAUGCUAUUCUAUACGUUCUAUUAAGAGAGGUAUGUUUAUAUCAUCUGAUAACAUAUACCCUAAAGUAAAUAAGAAGCAGAUAUGCCUGAUGUACAACCAGGCAGCUCACCUGGUUAGGCUCUCUGACUGCCCCAUCCAACAACAAAACUCUGGAUACACAUGGACUCAGCCAGAGGGCUGAAUCCCAUCGCUACUCUGGCAUUGUGGCCUGACUAUUAGCUCGUUGCGCACCGGUAACCCUUUUAUUGACUCCAUCAUGAAAGUGUGGUGCUCUCUCUGCUACUCUCAUCAAUUGUCCACCUUGCCCUGCCCUUUAACGCCCAUUACUCAUAACCCUGACCUAGCGGAUGGCCUACUCUCUUCAGAACUGCACAAUUACCACCGAUCCAACUGGAAAUGUAUGCGACAAUGGUGUGGGACAGAUCAACUUAAGCCCUUAGCGGAAUUGCUUCCUGAGACUUCCCCGACCGGCCUGGAUGGAUUUCAUUACCAUCAAAUUUUCCACAGGGAUCGCACACAUUUUGAGGAAAUUAGUUUUAAACUACUGUCCACCUGGUACAGAAUUCCUGAUGUUCCAUACCGCAUUAAUGCAGGUGUGCUGGAGGAGUGCUGGCGUUGUGGGUCCGAGGUUGGCAAUGAAUUACCACAUCUGACUUACAGGCUAAAGUGACAUAUGUCUCCGUGCCAGAAACAAGUUUGCUACAGCUAUGUUUCAAUAGGAUGUACGAUUUAAAUACUUCUGACAAAAUUAAAGUACCAUUUACCUUUCAUGCUCUCCUUUUCUUUUUGUAAGCUCAUGAUAGAUAGAGCUAGUAUAUUGUUAGAUCUGACAUGUGAGAGGUGUAAUUCACAAUCAUAUUUUUGUGCUCCUCAAGACGGUUUUGCUCUCCUCAACAAAAUAUGAUUAUGCUUUAGAUCAGGUAAUACAUAUCAGCUUGUUGUUUUGGUUCUCAUAACUGUUUUAAAGGGAAAUGAUCUUGAUCGUGAUGGGAAUAAAAGGUGACCUUUUAUCCCCAUCAUCUUAUCCAGAAUGGGGAUAAAAGAGGAUCAGUCACGUUUAAUAAACAGAUCAUUGUUGCAUCAGGUGAGCUCAAAUGUUUGUCUUGUAUUUUACACCUGUAACAGACUGUGUUAAUCAGGUUUAAUGAAACUGGCAUACAGGCUAAGAACGUCAUAUCACAUUACAGAAGAAGUCUCUAGUAGAGACAUUUCUUUGUCAGUUCUUAUUGUCCCUUUAUUUUUAAAUCAUGCCUUUUGUGGCCUAUGGGAAAACAAAAUAAGUUUGUUUCUGUAAUGGUGAUCCCAUACUGUGAAGUCUGUGAGGCAGGGUGUUUACUCUUGGUUCUUGGUAAGUUGAUAGGGUUAGCACCGCAGGCCAACUAGCAUGACGCACAUGAGGAUAAGAAAAAAAUUAUCAAAAUUCCAUUUAAUUUUUUUUCUAGUUUUUAAAACAAUACCCCUUCUAUGUGAGCAUCUGUACAUUACAUAAUUCUAUAAGCUGUAGUGUACUGAACUUUGUGUGAGAUUUAAAUAUACGAUCAUGUUAUCCAAUCAGACUUAAGCAAAACAAAAUUAUUCUUUAAAUGUAUAUUUACCACAUAUACCACAAUUGUCAACAGAAUGUAUUAAUCAAUUUUUAUAUGUAUUGUUUUUUUAAAUGUUUUGGUUUUUUUGCACCUGAUGUGUACAGCGCUACAUAAUUUGCUGGCACUUUAUAAACAAUAAGAGAAAUUAUUUGAUUUAUUUAUUUUAAUUUUCUUCCCUUCAUCUGUCUAUGAAAUGUCUGCGGGCAGUACUUGAGAUAUAGGACAUAGGGUACAAAUACACACUGUGCUGUAUUCUUUUUCUGAGAUUGACAGCUUCCCUCCAGAGCUUAUAAGAGAAACAGAGAAACAGUUAAUGAUUUGGUUCCUGGGUCACAAUCAGUUGACAUAUGGCAGUAAGUCUCUCUGUCAACCAAUCCCCUUGCAGUUCCCUACUUAGCCCUUUGACAAGAAGGUGGCGGCUGGCUAAUGAAGUAGGAAAUUCACGCUGGUUUUUCCAUGAGCAGGUAUUAGACUUGGCUUUUUGCCAUCUCAUCCCAUGACAUCAUUAUCUAUCACAGCUUGUUAACCCAUUCUGUGCAGCUUGUCUGACAGGUUAGUUUCUUAAUUUGAAAUAUGGGAGCUGUGUAUGCCUUCCUGCUCGUUACACAAUAAUCAAUAAAAUGAAGAUAAUAGAUGCACUUCUUAUUUUCUUACAUAUUGCAUAUCUCCACUAAUAUAACUUUUUUACAUUUUAAUAAUAACCUUUACACAAACGUGAUUUCAAGCUAGUUCCUAGGGACAGAUACUAUUUUAUGGUUUAUUGAUUACCAAAGAGAUUUAAUGGUUUAAUUUCCUAUUAGCCAUAAUAGACUUCACUUUGAGGUUAUUUUGAGGGCUGUCUCUGUGCUUGAACCUUCCACACAGAGGCCAGGCAGCAGCCCCGGGCCGGAGCUGUGAUGUAGUGGUGUUUCUUAUUACAAUGUCUAACAACCAUCAAACGGACAACUGUGUGUGUGUAUGUGGAACUGUGUAGCAAUGUUAAUAAUUUUCAUGGUUUAGAUUUCAGUUUGAACAGGAAAAAAAAUUUUUAAGGUGCGCUGUGCCUUUAAGACAAAAAAAUAUUAUUUUAUAUACAAAACUCACGUAAUUGGUAAGUGUAAUAUUUAAAGUGCAAAAAUCUACGUGCUUAAGUUACACUGAAUGUGCACUUCACUCUGUGCUAAAAGCUUUUUACAAAGUGCAAUUUUUUGUGCAAGAACCACUAUGUUAUAGAUAAAGUAAAACACUCACUUAAAACAUUCCAUAAUGGUAUGCGAAUUUCAAUACAUAAAAAAGAAAAUAUAUGUAGUGUACUAUAGUUAAAGUACAAGAGAGAGUUCUAUAUCACUGCACAACCUAAAUAAAGAAUUAUAAGAGAGUAAAAUGAUAUGACUAAAGCCACUCACAUACAGAGAGCAGAUGAAGCCUGCUCUAAGUGUAAUCACCUUGAUAAGACAUCCAAGUGAAUAGGGCUGUGAAGCCACCGGUGUAGAAAACAGUCUUUAUUGUAACAUAUUUAAAAAGCUGUGCCAAGCAACUAAACCUCCAUACAACCCGACUUCACAGUUCUGUGGAUCAGUCCAUCUGCUAAAUGCCGCCGGCUUAUCUUUUGAUUGCGUUCGGAACUGUCCUCACAAACUGCGGGUCCUUCCAGGAGGCGAGGAAAACAUGAUGACGUCUCACACCGCGCUGGAUAACUAGUUUCGCCAGGUUUCUAGCUUCAUCAAGUGUAUAGAUGCUGAUCACUAUUUAUUAGUUAAUUGUGCUAGAAUUUCUUUAUAUAUUUUCUUGUUUUUGUAGUGACAUUCAGACCUCAUAAAGAACAUUUUUGCGCUAUAUGCUAUCCUCCCCUGUUAUCAGAUAUUACUGAAAUGGGUCAGCAUUCUGCACAUUACAGGUGUUAAAACCUCUUCAUCCGCUGUUGCACUAUAAUAUUCUCAGCCCGGCACUGCAUACAUGUUUAAUUGUGGCUUUUGUAGGCUACAAAAACACAAGUAUCAUUUCAAUGAAAUGUUACACAGGCUUAUGCAGCGAAAUGCGUAGAAGUCGGUUGGAAAGGAAGCGGUUAAGGGCUUUGUAGUUAAUCUGAAUGGACAGGAUAAAGACUGGAUAAAGACAGCCAGCUUUACUGUCAUCCUGAGAGGUAAGAAUCCAGACACAGGGAGAAGAUGGAAGGAGAUAUUGAAAAAUGUGACUUGGGAUCUUGGACUAAAAGUCAUUAGAAUGAGUGAGUCACAUAUAACUUGUCUCUCAGCAAACAGUACUUAAUGCUCUAUGUAUUUACUGUUAACUGCAAGGUUAACUUCUAAGGUUCUUAGCUACUGUUCCGCAUUGCUGUGUUUUGUGUGGUGUAUAGAUUAGCAUGUGUCAUGGGGGAUAUUAUUAUCUUCCAAAUAUGUUCUCUACAUUUCUUCCAUUGUUCUGUUAUUCUACACUCUAACACUCCUGCAUUCAUAGAUAUACACUCAUAGAUAUAGAGUUCAGAAAAUGGCUACUAAACUGGUUCAUCAAUUACAGGAUAAAACGUACCAGGAAAGGUUAAAGGAUCUUAACAUGUAUAGCUUGGAGGAAAGACGAGACGGGGGGAUAUGAUAGAAACAUUUAAAUACAUAAAGGGGAUCAACACAGUAAAGGAGGAGACUAUAUUUUAAAAGAAGAAAAACUACCCCAGGAGGACAAUUUUAAUAUUGUAACCCCUAAAAUUGAUUUAUUUUUUUGUGUUUGUUUGUGUUUUUUGCUGAGCAUAAGAUUACAAACAGGCUUGUCAUGCCCCAACAGCGGUUGGCAAGUUAUUCAAACUUCAUAGGUUUUGAUGCUGUAAGGCAUUUAAAGAAACAUGCACAAUUUUCAUAGUUUUUAUAGACAGGUGAAAUAGCUGGUAGAGUAUAAGAAUAAGAGAAACAAAAAUAAUACCGGUAGUUUAACCCCUUAAGGACACAUGACAUGUGUGACAUGUCAUGAUUCCCUUUUAGUCCAGAAGUUUGGUUCUUAAGGGGUUAACCCCUUACCGCCGGAUGACGGACCGGGCUCGUCAAUUGGUAAAGUUAACCCCAGAUUGCGGCGAUCACAGGGUUAAUGCUGCUCCGGUCUGCCUCUGUAUUCGAGGCAGACUGGGAGCACCGGAUCAAGCUGACCGUGCAGCAGUGAUCGCUCUGACAGGCUGUCAGAGUGAGCACACGUGCUUCAGGGACUUCUGAUCCUCCUCCCUGCUCUUCCACUUCUAGUGUGAAGGGCAGGGAGACAGAUCACUGCUGAUCUUCUCCCUGUUAAAAAAUAAAUAAAGUUAAUUUAAAAUCCCCCCCCCAUUUUAAAUAAUAAAUUAACCCCUUCCCUGCCAAUUGAUCACUGACUACAGCGAUCAAUUGGCAGGGACUACAUUUUACUGUGAUCUGAUUUUUUUUAAAAAAAAAUUUUUAACCACCGAGGGUCAACUUUUCUUUUUUGUAACCAUCAGGGGUUAAUUUUAUUUUAUUUAUUAAUUUAAAUAUAUUAAAUUAAAAUGAUAUAUUUAGCAAGCUGGGUGGGUGGGAGUUAGUGGGAAAUUGGGGAAUUUGGUGUUAGGCUAGCUAGGGGUUAACGUUAAAAAAGUUUUUUUAAAAAGUUUUACAAAGUUAAAAAAAAUGUUUUAAUAAAGUUUUUUAAAAAAGUAAAAAAAAUCCCACCCCCCUUUACCCAGUCCUAAUAAAAAUUAACUUCUUCCCUGCCAGUUGAUCAUUACCUACAGUGAUCAAAAUACAGACCACAAUAUUAUACCAAAAAAUACAUAAAAAAAUGUAAAAAAAUACAUUUAAAAAUGCUCAUUACGGGGGGGCGGAGCCUGGCUGGGGAGCUGAUCAGACACGUGCAGCAAGAGCUCUCGUCUGAAAUCCUACUUUACUCGAAAUAACCCCAGUUCUCAUGCUGCAAAAGUGUUUGAAUUUGCAUCACCCAGGUAGGGGCUGCAAAGGAGAACAUACAGAAGUUACUCCUGAAACUCUAAGCCGCCAGGAAUGCGGGCUGCAUUGAUGGGGCCUACCGCAAUGACGACUAGCCUGAAUAGCGGCCUGGACAGAGGUGAGGGCAUGGGUGAGGCGGCCGAUCGCCUGGCCCGGAACCCCCUGAAAGCAAACUCAGACACUGCGGAGUGGGGGAUAUCCCGGCACCAGCAGCAUACCCACCGCUGACACUCACGUCCCAAAGACUGCAAACACCACGAGUCCCUGACUCAAAAAUGGCGGAUACCACACGCCAGUCAGCAAACAUGGAGACAAUCGGAAAAUCGCCAAACUACACCCUGACUAAGCUAGAUGCAAUUUUUGCUGCCUUCUGGACCAGGAUUGCAGAGAGGGCACUGAACACGGCUAAAGCUAAUCGUACCACUCUUGCACCCGCACUCCCGGGCACCAAGAGGGGACGCAGAAUGAUAGCCGCCAGAGACCCCCCAAAGAGACACCGAAAACAGGUCCGGUGGCACAAGCAGAAACGUAGAGCCUUCACCAUGACAACCACACACCCCCAAUGUAAGCUGCAACAAUCCCACAGCGGACUAGAGGCGCCAUGCCCACCAGGACAACGCAGAUCGACUGCUAAAGCGCGACUUUACCACCCAGAUACCUGGCACCUAGUCAUAUCUACACCUCUGAAGUCUCAGGAGACAGGGGCUCCCGGAGACUGCAUCUGGCGACCGGAAGGGAUCGGAUGAACAUAGACUGGAGAUCGGAGUCUGCCAGGCAUGUCUCGUUACAGCAGGACUUUCACAGUAUGCCUUAUGUCGCAGGAACGGAUCUCUGACCGUUAGUUCAGCAUCGAGUAACAGAUGUUCUUCCAAUGUCUUUAUUUUACCUUUACCUCUUGCAGUUUACUAAUGUGGUGCCUACCUUGUCUCCACUCUAAUAGCGCAUGCAAUAUUUUAUUAGCCAGUCCUCACUAAAGGGGCACCUUAAGCUUGUACAAACGGAUGGUGAAUCUGCUGGUAUUUCCCUGUAGUCGACAAUGUAAUCUCACCCUAAGCAUAACAGCUGUCUAGUUUAUCGAUGCAAUGUUUAAUAUUUAGAAGCCUCAGCGCAAUUAACCGUGUUUUAUAUAUAUAUGUUAUAUAUAUAUAUGUUUAGUCCAGCAUGCUAAUAUAUAAACCACUGAUGUUUAAAAGCCCGUUAACCUCAUGUUAUUUAAAAAAAAUUUGUGCCAUUUUAACUGCCACACUUAGAAACAUAUGGUCAUACAUUGGGAAUAUUGUUUUACUCAGAAGAUGUAACUGAGCAUUAUUUGGGGAUUUUUAUGACAGUGGUACAUAUCAAGUGUAAGAAAUACUCAGCAAAAAUACAACAUAUAUGUAAAAAUAAAAAAUUUCCCCCCCUCAUUUUCUGCAAAAAUGGCUUGUGUUCUUAAGCGUAAGACAAGGUUCUGAAGCUGUGUCCUUAAGAGGUUAACAUUUCCACUCUGUGUUACCUUGUCAGUAUAGGUCAAAUGUUAGAAUGUGGUGCUUUAGCCGAUAAUUAGUCAGGCUAUACAGCAUUAGUUGGUGUUAACAGGCUAGAAGACCAUGGUUACUUGCUUCAAAUAGGUAGGGUAGGUAGGUAGCAUUAUGGUACUGUACCACAUCUAUAGGAGAUCAUACAGUGUUAGAGAGCGUGAAAACCAUACAGAAGGAAAAAUCAUAACGAAAGAGUAAUCUUUUGCAUGGCAUUCAAAACACACAGAAUGGCAUCUCCUGUUAUCUUGGAGAGAGUAUGCUCAGGUGGCAGUCCCAGGAGCAUGUUCAGCCGAUUCCUCUAAGCGGCAAGGUUGUUGCACCUCAUGGGCAAACGUUUCCCCAGGCCUGCAUUAGGGCCGUCAUCUUUAUUCCACAGACUUGGGUUUAUCGUGGCACCAAGUCUAUCCCCGUCAGGGAGAGGGCGAAAGAGGAGAGUGGCAGUCGCAGCUGUUUAAUCUUUCGCCACGUGGAUGAUACCUGGAGGUCAAACCUUGGAUGGCUGUCGACCUUAGUGAGCGGUCACAGGGUUGUGUAAGCUUCAUCUUAGGUCUUGUGCUCUAAGGUGGCUUCACCACACUCGGCUGCCUAGUUCUCCUGUUUCCCUUCCGCUGUACAGGCCUAUUGGCUGUGGUGUCUGCGUUGCGAGCUUGAAUAUUCAGCCAGAAUUUCUCAAAGAUCCGAUUUAGCCGCCACUGGGAAUAUGCAAUGGAGCCACUAAAGGUUGCAUUUGUGCCACGUGUGUUUGAGCAAAUGGGAUGUUGGCUAGUGGUUCAACAUCUGCUCAGUUUGAGUGGUAGACAGCCGGUAUAGCUGACUGUCCAGAGGGGACCGGGAUAUCCCCCUCCGGUCCAGAGGAGGGGCGGGUAGGAGAUUUGCAGUUAGCGUUGCUUGAAUCAAAGGGAGUAAAGCGGCUGUCUCUCCACCACUCGGUCUCCAGUAGGCUGCAGCCUGCCGCCGCCGUUCUUGGUGCCUCAGAGCAUUGAGUCUAGUGUCAAAACCGUUUGCAUCGCUGAAAUCUGUUAGGAAAUAUUUAAACAUACAUGACUCUACAUAAUGCUAUAAUGUAUCAGUCCUUCAAUAUACAGUGCACGUAGAUUGUGUGCUUGGUGUAAUUACAAUGAUAUUCCCAGGUUACCCAUUUCUUUAUUAUAUUUCUGGGGACCAAGCAAAUGUAAGAGCAGGAAGCAUUUGGAUGCAUGUAUUUUACUACCAACCUUCUCUUUAUGAUCGUUUUACAUCACAUUAAUGUCUGCUACUUGAGUGUUUAUCAAUAUUUUUUUUUUUAAUUCGUGAUUUAACCCGUUAAGGACCAACUUCUGGAAUAAAAGGGAAUCAUGACGUGUCACACAUGUCAUGUGUCCUUAAGGGGUUAAAUGUGGUAAAUCCAAUUUCUUCUGGCUGGAAUGUGUUAAUGCUUUCAGCCCUGCCUGUCCCUUUUGCGUGUGAGUGAAAAAAUGUGAGUGAGUGCUAAAAUUCUUUUUAUAGAGCCUCAGAUGGAGAGACGAGCCUGGUGAAACCACGAGCACCUGUCAUCGUGUAUUGAUCAUUAGCUGUAUCAUCAGAUGUUAGAAACCUAAUAUCUUAUCACAAAUGACAACAAGGGUGAAAAUAAUUUAAUGAAUUAGGGAACUGGAGAGACCUUCACUUCAUUACUGUAUGUUAAAGGUCGUUCUACUAAGAUUUAUAAGAUACAUUUUUUGCAUGAAGUUAAUUUAAAAAGACCAAAUAAAAGUAUGACUCUGACAGAAGAAGACAUGAUGGUUAUCACAUAUAAUAUUUGUUGAAGAUUGGAUGUUUUUUUGGGAUAUACCUGUACAUUAAAGGGUUACUUCAACCAAAAACAGGGUUUUUGAAAAUAUCUUUCAAGGUCAAUAGUCCUUAGCUUCUGGUCCUGGACUCUGGUGUGCCAUGAUGCUACUUCAGUGGGUCUUUAAUGGUGGGAGCAGGCACAUCAUAUUCAUCAGGGCUCAGAUGACUGUCCACAUUAAGUUGUUUAUUGUAUCAGCACUGUUUUCCCUAAACACAAUGGAAAUCUCACUGAAUAGAAUGAAAUGUAUAAUCUAUAUAACAACUAAAGAAUGGGUCAAGGCAAAUGUAUCACAAAGCUAAUAAAAUGUACAUUAUGAAUAAGGCAAACAUUUUAUUCAAAUUUCAUAUAUUGUUAAUUUGAGCAAAGCCCAUAGAAGCAUACAUGUUUAGUUUAAUAUUUUUUUUUUGCAUACUGGCAAUAUAUGGUUGUCCAGGUGCCUGACAAUCAUCCCAAGCUGCUGAUAACAAGAUCUGUUUUUUUUUCUAUAAAUAGAAUGACAUUCACAGCUAGAUUUAGCUAUAUUAAGAAAUAUUUUUGAUUGUGUGUUUCAGUAUCCUUUUGUAACCAAAGCUUUUGUGUUCUUCUCUGCAGUUGUCAAUGAAAGAAGUUGGAGAAGGCUUGCAAGAGCAGAUGAACAGUAUGAUGGGUGCUCUGCAGGAACUGAAGCUUCUCCAAGUUCAAGCAGCCUUACAGCAGCUGGAAAUUUCAGGAGAACAAAAUUACAUCUACAACGUGGAACAGAGUCAGCAUUGCCAAAAUGAAUGGGAGACUUCUGAGGUCAGGCAUUGGUCCAGCCAACAGGCUGAAAAAUCAAUAGCAGGUGGGAGAAGUCUAGACAACAGCUCUUUGGAAACCAGCCGAGGGUCUUCUGCUUCAAGCUCAUUCCACUCUUUCUCUGUACAUGGCACAACGCAAGGGCAUCAGGUGUCAUCUAAACAAAAGGAGACUGACACAAGGCACACAUAUUCCUCUUCCAUCUUGCCUGCAGCAGAGACUUGGAAAACCUGCGAAGACUAUGAACCACGACUUACUGAAGACCAUAAGGGCCAGCAUUUGACAGAUGGUACAAAUAUUCAACAUGAUUACAAAAAAUGCAUAGAUGAACCAUUUUCUGAAGAGGCAAAAGACUGGACAUCAUCUCUCAUGUCACAAAGCCGAAACAGGCAGCCCCUUGUUUUGGGAGACAAUAUUUUUGCUGAUCUUGUUGGAAAUUGGUUAGAUUUGCCAGAGCUCGAAAGAAAGUGUGAUAGGAAUGUCAAAUUGGUGAGUUCUAGCAAGUCUCAAGACAUCUAUAAAAAAAUAUCCUUAACAACCAACUUUUUUAAGAAGUUCCUGAGAAGUGUUCGGCCAGAUAGAGACAAACUUUUAAAGGAAAAGCCUGGCUGGCUCCAGGCAGAAGAACAAACUAUUCAAAUAUCUAAGAGACAUAAAAUUUCAAGCAAACAAAAAGGCAUAUUUUAUUUUCCAUCUCAGAGUGACACGAAAGGUUCUCAUGGCAGAUAUGAAAAAACUGGCAAAAAUAAUGUUAAAGGAAUUGGCAACCUUGCCAAAAAUGGUCAGAAGGAACCUGAUCGUGUAAACUCGGGGUUUGACAUGAAUACAGUUGUUUGGGUUUAAAAAGAAUGAAAGGAACUAGAAUUUCAGAAUCUGGGCAAAGAUUUGUUACAUUACGUAAGAUGUUAUAUGCACUGAUGGUUUAUUUAAUUCAGCAGAGCUGAAUAAUAAAAUAGGCUGGACAUUUUCCCGUUACGGUUACGGAAAUAUUGUAAUUAAAUUGUGGACUCCUACCAAACAUGGAAAACGUGUUUCUGGAAGAGAACAAAAAUGAAAGUUCAAUUUAUAGAUAAUGUGCUGAGCAGGCUUUCAGCACUAGAAAUACAUAGUUUCCUUUGAUAAUAUUAAACGCAUACAAGGUCAGCAGGUUGCUCAGGAAAGCAUUAUGUACUAUAGCAGGUUUGCCUACUUUCGGAUGUAAAACAUAAAUCCUAACUAGCAACUGAGUUUGCUUUCUAGGUAAUUCACAGUUAAUUAUUAUUUACCUUAAGUUAUAUUAAAAACCCAAUAAGAGACCCAUCGAGAAAUUGUUUUCUCUCUCCUGCCUUCAAGGACUGACCUACAAAGUGUUAAUACAGAAAAGAAAAUAAUGUCUCGUCUGUCUGUGUGAUUCUCCUAGACAAUAAGUCUCAAUGUUUUAAAUGAAAAUUAAACAAUUAGUUAUUUUCAUUAGAUGAGACUAGCAGGAAAGUAAUACACUCACUUUUCUAGUUACCAGCUUCCAAAAAAGAUUGAACUGAUUAUUGAUUGACUACUCUAAGGGGUUUCCUGCUUUUUGUUCCUGUUAUGUCAUACAUUCUUCCUUUACGUAACUGGAAACUCUCAAGACAAUGAAUGCCACAUGCACAAAAACUGAAAGAAUUAACAAUAGCAAAUGGCAUACUGAAUUACC